Molecule: messenger RNA, 1048 nt
Organism: Lolium perenne
Lineage: Eukaryota; Viridiplantae; Streptophyta; Magnoliopsida; Poales; Poaceae
Product: probable glutathione S-transferase GSTU6
Biological process (GO): glutathione metabolic process
Cellular component (GO): cytoplasm
Molecular function (GO): glutathione transferase activity
Source: RefSeq, a predicted model, not a curated record
CCUGCCCCUACUUAAAGCUAUCAAGUAUGAACUCAAAAAUUUGUAAGCAUGAGAGCAAAAUAGAAGUACCAAUAGCAAAAUAGAAAAGCGGGAGAAGCAUGGCAGGCGAAGGAGAUGUGAAGCUGCUCGGCAUGUUGGAGAGCCCAUUCGUAGUUCGUGUACGCAUGGCAGUGCAUCUGAAGGGUGUCAGCUACGAGUACAUCGAGCAGGACCUGUCCAACAAGGGCGAGCUUCUCCUCAAGAACAACCCCGUGCACAAGAAGGUGCCAGUGCUCAUCCACAACGGCAAGCCCAUCUGUGAGUCGCUACUCAUCGUGCAGUACGUCGACGAAGUCUGGGCUGCUUCGACGCCCUCCAUCCUCCCCGCCGACCCCCACGAGCGCGCCCUCGCUCGCUUCUGGGCCACCUACGUCGAUGAAAAGUUCUUCCCAGCGUGGCUCGGCAUUCUGAAGGCGGAGACGGGGGAGGAGAGGGACAAGAGGAUGAGCGAGACGCUUCCGGUGGUCGAGCAGUUGGAGACAGCACUGGCCCAGUGCUCAAACGGGAAGGCUUUCUUCUCCGGCGACUCCGUCGGGUACCUUGACCUCGCGGUCGGAUGCAAUUUGUAUUGGCUCGACGCGAUGCGCAAGAUGUUCGGCGUGGUGGUCAUUGACGUCGCCAGGACUCCGGUUCUCGCCGCCUGGGCGGACCGGUUCAGGGAAAGCGAUGUGGGGAAGGAGGUCCUGCCGGACGCAGACAUCGCGGUGGAGUAUGCUAAGAAGAUUCAGGUUUAUCGGCCUGCUUCAAAGUGACUGGCUUCAGUUCAGUCCGAAUACCUCUCAAAAACAUAAAUUCAGUCCGAAUAGUUUGGAUGGGUAGAUCAUGAACUGGAAGUAUAGUUCACACAAUAAAGAGACUACUAGUUUGCAGCCUCUAACUUUGAAAACAUAAACCAUCUUUGGUUCAACCUGUUUAAAUGUCCUCAAUCUCGCUUCUUCUGUAAUUGUUUAGAAGACUGCUUUGGAUGGACGAACCAAAGUAGCAUCUAAUUUUGAUGAUUUUACAUUAU